UUAGAUCUAGAUUCUUUAUAGAUAUAGACAUAGGUCUGGAUGUAGACCUAGAUGCCUGGUUCCAGUUUGUUCAUUAAUUUCUCUUUAAUCUAGAUCUAGAUUCUGUGGAAAAUGGACUCCUGACUUUGUCGCAUAGUGACUAGUGUCAAGAGACCCACAACAGAGCUGAAAGUUUGGACCAACACACAGUUUAGACUGAAAUAAGUGAAACUAGUGAGACGAGUGAGACUAUUGAAAGAUGGUAAACCCAUUACGAGACUGCCUUGGACUCAUCAUCCAAAUUAUAACAUCGACUACAGGACUUUUUCUCCUCAACCUCGGCUACCUGCUGUUUGGUUCAUAUGUCUUCUAUAUACUGGAAUCCCCCAACGAAGCCCAGUUGGUGAGCGACUUGGCAGACAAGAGAAUCUAUCUGAUCCAGCAGCUUGACGCCCUGGAGAGGGCUGCUAAGACAACCCCAACUGUCACCACCACAUCAAAGGAUGGGGUGAAUGACGUCAAGAGGAAUGCGAGCAUACUUCUAGCUGACUAUGAGGAGAAACUGGCUGACUUCUAUAGAAAGAGAGCCGUACUGAAUAUCAACGAUGAGUCAGGCAGUAACGCCACUGGUCAAACCAAACUGUGGACGCCCCUGGGCGCUAUCAUUUACAGCUACUCAGUGAUAACCACUAUAGGUUGGGGUAACAUUGUCCCUGGCACUGACAAUGGCAAAAUGGUGACAAUUGUGUACGGAAUCUUUGGUAUCCCGCUUCUAUUUGCACUCAGUACAGACACAGGGAACAUGGUGGCUGCUUUUAACUUGAGGCUAUGGAGACUUAUCCAUGGGACAUUCUCAGUAGCUUCACGUGUGGUCGGCAUAAAUAAAAAAACAGAUGAAGAUGAGGAUGAGGAUGAUGAUGAUGAUAAUGACAACAGGUGGAGAGAUCAAAGUGAAAGUAACGCCAACGCCUUUUCAGAUUGGAAUUUCCCCUUACAAAGUGCUGAGCUAACAGAAAAGGAAAAGCUUGAUUGCCUUCGAAUCCGUCAAAAACUGGAUGGGAAACUUCAGCAUCUGUCUGAAGAUAUUUACAGUCAGACCAGUUACUUAAAAAGUGCAGAGUCUACAGUGAACUUUAUGCUGGACAUGGCGUUGAAGAAUGGGCCAAUAGAAUUUGAACACGUGCUGCCGAAAUUAUUGCCUCACAAAAGGAUUUUGUGCCAGGAAGAUGCCAUACAGCUGGUUCAGGAAAUAGACUCCUUGGCUUUUUCAGAGCUGAAACUCUGUUCUGAGCUUGUCGGUGUUCCUUGGAGGAUUUUCACAAGGUUCUUUUCAGAGGAGACACAAUUUACAGUUGCGUCGACUGCUGAAAUGACAGGCGACCCCGAAAUAGGAAAAGGCAGCAGUUUUGCUGUAACUUUAUCCUCGGCAACAGACAUGGAAGAGCUGACUGUGCAAUCUGGACAAUCAUCAUCACCAGACGUUAAAGAAGCCCAGGCAACUGAACCGACUGAUACAAUUAUCUCUGAAAAUGUGGAAAAAACAAAAUUAACAAACCGGAUGAACAACAUUCAAACUUCAAAGAAGAAAAAGUCAGAAUGUGUCACUGAACCAAAAUUGCCCGAUGUAUUUAAUCAAGAAGAUAUUGAUUUAAAAAACGAAGUGAGCUGCGUUGAGAAAGAUUGUCUGGACAGUAACAACAUUCAAGGUGAUUCGGCUAAAGUAGUACUGGAAAAUAAAGAAGGUAAAUACAUAACAAAUACUGAGGACAAAAGUGGGUCAAGUUCUAAUGAACAAGUUGAUUGUACAGUAUCGAAUGCAGUAAAUACAUUGGAAGACGCCUACAAAACAUUAAUGGAUAAGUCUGGACUGUUGUCGACGAAAGACUGUUUAAUGAACGAGAAUGUAUUAAACGAUCAAUUAAAACAGCCAUCAGAAGACGAUGGCAUAAAUACAUUAUCCCAAAGCAGAUUAGAACAGCAUGAGACUUUAGACUCUAAGACCAAAAAACUGGCUCUCAUUUUCAGAAAAGUUUUGGAAGUAGAAAGACUGGAACUUAUUCCAGGCAAAGCUGGUAAAAAGAAAAGACUCACUCGUUGGGAAAAAGUGUCUCGUGAAACUGGAUUAAAAGUCGAAGGAAGUCAUGACUCUAGUCAGCAAGUAACUCCUUCUCAGACAAAACAUGUCGGGAAACAAAGUCACUCUGUGGGAGACACUGGAAGCAAAAGUAGUGAAAAUGAUUCGAGUAGUGCCGUUAAGGAAUGUAGCUCCAAGAAAAGUAGCCGUUUUGAUGAAGCCAGCAGUAGACUCAGCCAUGCAGAAAGCUUGCUAGUAGAGGUUGGCAGCAGAUUAGAUGACAAGAUAAGCUCCCAGUCGUAUAGUUCGGGUAGACAGAGGGGAAAUAAUGCUGUAAAGAUUAGGCAUAAUACCCAGAAGAAAAAUGACUGGAAUAAUAAGCCAAGCAUUCAUUAUAUUAACAAAAACUUAGAACAAGUCAAGCCUGCCAAGAGAAUAGUCUCUCAAGACUUUCCUGCUAAACUGUUGGAUUCAGUAACACUUCAGCCUGUAAAUAACCAUGAUGCUCAAGGAGAUAAUGAAGCCAUCAAAUCUAAGCAUCCUGUCAUAAAUGAAACUAAAACUAAAGAAGCUCUUCAAAACAGUGAGGUAGAUGCAGUCUAUGAUAGUACAAGCAACAAGAAAAUAAUGUACAAUCUUAAAUGUCAUUCCCAAUCGCUCAGAGACUGUGGAACUGUCUGCAAGACAAUGAGCAGUGUACAUGCUAAGACAGGUUGCUUAAACGAUAACUCUUUCUCAAAAGACAUUAGAAUGAAAGUCCCACCUAAAACUACAGAUCUAUCUGGUGACAGUAAUUUCCCCGUGCCUUCAAAGUAUAUUCAGCUUAACAGCAACCUUUCAGAUUUCACUUUUUGUGAAAUGCCUAAUACAAUGAGAAAUGUCACUACUGGACGCUAUCCCAACUUACCUAGUCAAAGUCAUGCAGCAGGUACCAAAGAAGCAGCUAAAACAGUCUCAAGACUGGUAAGAGAUCUAAAUCAAAUGUCGGACUUUGUUACACUUCACGCCAGACUGAAUCCUAAUGCCAAAGAUGCUGGAAUGCAAGACAAUAAGCCAGAGAGUAAACUAACAAAACAGAGUGCACUGGUCCAUGGUAGGAGUGGCCACGGUAAAGAAAGUCGCUAUCAAGAUGAAAAAAGGUUAAGACAGGAGUGUCGCUCCCGAGAGGGAAGAAGCUCAAGACAAAGUCGCUCCCGAGAGGGAAGAAGCUCCAGACAAAGUCGCUCCCGAGAGGGAAGAAGCUCCAGACAAAGUCGCUCCCGAGAGGGAAGAAGCUCCAGACAAAGUCGCUCCCAAGAGGGAAGAAGCUCCAGACAAGAUAGUCGCUACCGAGAGGGAAGAAGCUCCAGACAAGAUAGUCGCUCCCAAGAGGGAAGAAGCUCCAGACAAGAUAGUCGCUACCGAGAGGGAAGAAGCUCCAGACAAGAUAACCGCUACCGAGAGGGAAGAAGCUCCAGACGAGAUAGUCGCUACCGAACGGGAAGAAGCUCUAGACAGGAAUGUCGCCUCAGAGAGGGCGACCUCAACCAGAGUGCCGACCAGAACAUUAACUACGCCGACUUCUUCGGCCGAGGGGAUGACGACGACGACGCGUCUCUCUCCAUGUCUGACAUGAGCAUGGACUACUCUGAGUACACAGACGAUGACAUAGACGACGCAGACGACGACGAGGCAGAGCCGGAAGUGGAGGCCACGAAGAAAGAGGACGAGAGCCACCUUCCCCUCUCCGUCCUGUACUUCUUUGUGAUCAUGUACAUCCUCGCGGGCUCCCUCGUCUACUUCAACUUCUCAAAGGAGGCUGAGAAUAAGUUCCUCAACUGGGUCUACUUCAUCUACGUCACGCUGUCCACCACAGGGUUCGGGGACAUCCUCCCAGAGGAGCACAUGCUGCUGUUCACUGCCAUCUACGGACUGCUCGGGAUGGCUAUUUUCAACAUUCUCCUGAACGGGACGCUCGAGACCUUCCUUUACGCCAUCGACUACAUCAACGCCUUCAAUGUCGGGGCUGAGGAAGAAGAAGAGGACGAUGAAUAGGAAACAAAAGUUUUGAAAUCAUCACAUUUUCUCAUCCCUGUAAUGUACCUCCUGGAAUAUCAGCUUAUCUUUAUAAACUUUUCUUAUCAGCUUAUCUAUAGUAACUUUAGAAACAUAUUUUAUCAUCUUAUCUUUAGAAACUUAUCUUAUCAGCUUAUCUUUAGUUACUUAUAAAUUUUUCUCAUCAGCUUAUCUAUAGUAACUUUAGAAACUUAUCUUAUUAGCUUAUAUUUAGUUACUUUAAAAUGUUUCUUAUCAGCUUAUCUAUAGUAACUUUAGAAACAACUUUGUAGCUUAUAUUUGGUUACUUUAAAAUGUUUCUUAUCAGCUUAUCUAUAGUGACUUUAGAGACGUAUCUCAUCAGCAUAUUUUUACUUACUUUAGAAAAUUAAGAAAUGAUACAAUCACCUUUUCUAUAACCCAAUUCUUACGCUUAUAACAUGGUCAACGUGAUAACCUAUAAUUGGCAUAUAGAUACAUAAUUUUGCCAGUCGGGGUAGAGAGGAGAAGUAACUGGGGGAAGGUAGACUCAACUCAUGCCGGGCCUUGAACCCAUCCCCUUAUUAGGUAGCCCAGUGGAUUAAAUUUCCCAGCCACGCUACUCUGUCCUUGGACAUUUGCAUCCUACGGUGACACUCCCACUAUAUUGGCCUAACAUUGCCACUACUUUGACAAACAUUCCCAUUUCCCCCCCCCCCUCUCCCACAAUCAGCUGACCUCCGUCUUGCACGGAAAACGCAUUUAAAUGUCUUCUGUACAGAGCGCACAAUGUAACCGCGUCAGGACCUAUCGUUUUGUGGACUUCAUUUUCUCUUGGACUUUUCAUCUGACACAUUAUGUUCUUUGAGAUUGCAUAAAAAAAUAAUGUUUGUUAUGAGAGUGUAUCGCUCGUUUGGUCAAGAGAUAAGUACUGAAAGACUUGUGCAUCGCCUCCUACUGUCAUCAAGGAGUUGUUGUAUUUUUUUUUGUCUAGUGUUAAUUAAAAUAGGAUGAUAUGGUCAAAUGAAUAAAUAUUUUUUAGAAAUGCAAGUAGCAAGACUAAGACUAACAUAGCAAAUCUUUCUUGAAGCAAAAUGACUGUAAAUAGUCAUAUAUAUAUGUAUGUGUGUGUGUGUGUGUGUGUGUGUGUAUGCCUCUGUGUGAUGUUCUGGGCAAUGAAGUAGACUUGUCAUUUUCGUUGACGUCUGCGCCCUCGAAGAAUGUUAAACCAAGACCAAUUGUUGUAAGAAGGACUGAACACUGACGUCGCAACCUAUGGGCAGUUUAGAAGGUAGCUCGUGGCCACCUCACAUUUUUGACGUCACGACCUGUGACGUGGCAUUUAGUUGACACAGCUUGAUAUAAGUGACAUUUAGAUGACAUUUAGUGGGAUAUUACUGGCGUAAUUGAUCUGCAGAUGGCAUUUAGAUGACAUUUCGUGGAUAUUAAUGACAUUACUGAUCUGCAGAUGGCAUUUAGAUGACGUUGCUUAACAAAUUUGACAUGCUGAUGACAUUCCGUUGACAUUACUAAUAUAAACAUUUAUUUGACAUUGCUAACAUAAAAAAAAAAUGUAAUGACAUGUAGAUGUAUGUAUCGAUGAGAAAAAGAAAAAGAUUUAUUAUAAAAGAAAAAAAGUUCAAACGUAACAAUGAAUUUGUGUAUAUUCAUCUACGAAAUUUGAAGAGAAUAUAAAAACAGUCAAUUGUGUAUGUUGAUUCUUGACUAUUUGUUUUGAGAAUAAAAAUUUCAAUAAACAAUAUUCGUUUACGUGUA
Molecule: messenger RNA, 5842 nt
Organism: Biomphalaria glabrata
Lineage: Eukaryota; Metazoa; Mollusca; Gastropoda; Planorbidae
Exons: 7
Coding region: 239-4087 (1282 amino acids)
Biological process (GO): potassium ion transmembrane transport; stabilization of membrane potential
Cellular component (GO): membrane
Molecular function (GO): potassium ion leak channel activity
Source: RefSeq, a predicted model, not a curated record